CGUGAAUGAAUCGUUUUGUUUGUGUUCUUCCGUGAUUUUCUUCUUCUCCAUUCUGGGUUUUUUGACCGUUGAUUUUCUUCUAAAACCCCCAUUUCUCUCUUUACCUUCAUGAUCGUCUCUGUCAGUGGCAGUGUGUGAUCAAGCAUUCUUACACUAUUCUCUGUUACUUCCCGCCGGCCGUGAUUCAUUCAUCCCACCAGCCCAGAGAAACCUUAUGAAUCUGGCAAGAAACACACAGCAAUAUCCUUGUGAUUUUGGUUUCGAUUCGAGCUUGACGAAUUCGUAGUGUACGAAAAGUUUGAAGAAAGGGUAGAAAUUGAGAUAUGGGAUGUUCCAUGUCAAAGCUGGAAGAUGAAGAGGCAGUUAAACUUUGUAAAGAUCGGAAGAGUUUUAUCAAACAAGCUGUUGAGCAGAGGAGAUUAUUUGCUUGUGGACAUCUAGCCUACAUUCAGUCAUUGAAACGAGUAUCUGCCGCUCUUCGUGAGUAUGUCGAUGGAUACGAGCCUCGUGAGCAGUUGUUAGAUUCAUUCAUUACACCUCCUUACACAUCUGUAAAGAAAACAAGUCCUGGUUUUAUAUCCAUAACGCCGAAUUCGUUCUCGACGCUUCCUAUCGAAUCUAAACCGAAUAGAGUGGUGAGAGUAAAUUACCUUAGAUCAGGAGGGAAUGGGGCAGUUUCUGUAGAAGAGAGACCUCAAUCACCUGAAACUGUGAGAGUUCAAUCUUAUUCACCAAUGAAUCAGUAUGGAUUUGAUGGCUUCUUCCCAAUGCAAUCCUCACCAAUGAAUUCCUCAUUCUUCUCUUAUUCUCCUAACAACAGACCAAAUAUCCCUCCCCCAUCACCCGAACAUUCGCAAUGGGACUUUUUCUGGAACCCGUUUUCGUCUUUGGAUAACUAUGGCUACCCCUCGAACAUUGGUCUCAAUCAUAUGGCAAUCGACGAUGAGAUACGAGGGCUAAGACAAGUUAGAGAAGAAGAAGGGAUUCCUGAACUGGAAGAAGAUGAAACCGAGCAGGAAGACAAUAGCAAUAGAGUAAACGUCACUGAAGAAAGAACACGAGGGAGCCAAAGUUGUUGUAGAGAGGAAGUUGUUGUUGAGGACGUGGAUGAGGACGAAGAAGACGAGGAUGACGAUGAGGACGAGGAUGAGGACGAGGAGGAAACAAACAAUGGAAGUGAGAUGGAUCUUGAACCGGAAGGGAAGAUUGAUGUAUCAAGGCUCCAGAAUGCUGGACCUAUUGCAAGUACAAGCCAAGAAUCGGGGGUAGCCGAUCCCGAAUCCAAGGAAGAAACACCGGGUUUUACUGUUUAUGUGAACCGAAAACCGACGAGCAUGGCAGAGGUAAUCAAAGAACUGGAAGCUCAGUUUAUAGCAGUUUGCAAUUCAGCAAAUGAGGUCUCAGCACUUUUAGAGGCUAGAAAAGCUCCAUAUAUGGCCACUUCAAAUGAACCUUCAGCAAUGAAAAUGUUGAACCCAGUAGCUCUAUUCCGCUCGACUUCAUCUCGUUCUUCCUCAUCGAGAUUUCUAAUCAGCUCUUCAGCAACUAAGGACGAAAGUGCUUACGAGAGCAAUGGCAACGUAUCGGAAGAAUCCAGCUCAUUUUCACACAGUCAUCAAUCGACAUUGGAUCGAUUAUAUGCUUGGGAGAAAAAGCUCUACCAGGAAGUGAGGUCUGGAGAAAAGAUUCGAAUCGCGUACGAGAAGAAAUGUAAUCAACUCAGGAACCAAGAUGUAAAAGGCGACGAUCCAUCUUCAGUGGAAAAAACAAGAUCUGCCAUGAGAGGUCUCCAUACUCAGAUAAAGGUUUCGAUUCACUCAGUUGAAGCUGUGGCGAAAAGAAUCGAAACUUUAAGAGAUGAAGAGUUGCAGCCUCAACUUCUAGAAUUGGUUCAAGGGUUAGCAAGGAUGUGGAAAGUAAUGGCAAAAUGCCAUCAAUUACAGAAGCGAGCUUUAGAUGAAGCAAAGCUUCUACUCGCCGGUAUACCGUCGAAGUCAGACAGUAGAAAGCUCUCUUCAGCUCCGGUCAUUGAGCCAACUUGGUUAGCGCGUGCAUCAGCCAAUCUCGAGAUAGAGCUCAGGAACUGGCGAAGCUGUUUCGAGUCAUGGAUCACUUCUCAGCGAUCCUAUGUGCACGCAAUAACUGGAUGGCUCCUCCGGUGUGUAAAUUCGGAUUCCUCCGACACUACGAAGCCUCCAUUUUCACCUCGUAGAUCGAAUGCAUCUGCACUUCCAAUAUUUGGACUUUGCAUCCAAUGGAAGAGGUUCUUGGAUGACGUUCAAGAGAAGGCAGUGCUAGACGGGCUCGACUUCUUUGCUGCUGGAAUGGGGUCGCUCCAUGCACAACAACAGCAAAGAGACGACCCUCACCGCGUUCGAGUUGGGUCGAAGAGAUUCGAAGAAUCAGGGGGGAACAUGGAGAUGGUAGAGUUUGGGAAGGUUGAAGAGGUGAUGAGUGGAGAAAAAAUGGCGGAAGUAGCCAUAAGGGUGCUGUGUGCUGGGCUGUCAUUUGCUAUGAGCUCACUGACUGAAUUUGCUAUCAGUUCUGCGGAUGGAUAUAGUGAUCUUCUUAAGAAAAUGCCAAAAGGAGACAGCAGCCAAAUGGCACAAUAGGCUCAUCAAGUAGGAUUGGAAUGUAAUUACAAAUGCUUUAUUUGUAGCUUAGUAUUCUUUAUUUGGCUUCAUAGUUUAAAUCUAACUUAGCUUCAUGUAAUUUUUGCUACUCCCUCUCUUAUUUUUUUUAGGGUGCGAGUUAGUUUGAUCUUUGUCAAAGUUGAUAUCAAUAAAAAUCGAGUUAGUUGUAUA
This is a messenger RNA of Cucurbita pepo subsp. pepo (vegetable marrow), 2804 nucleotides long. NCBI's taxonomy places the organism in Eukaryota, Viridiplantae, Streptophyta, Magnoliopsida, Cucurbitales, Cucurbitaceae. The record is from RefSeq and is a predicted model, not a curated record.